AAAGAUGUCCGCUCCACACGGGCCCCGGGGCGGCCCUGGCCCUGCUGCCGCUGCCGCCGCCGCCGCCGCUGCCUCGGCGGCCGGCGCCAUGCCGGAGAUGCCCGACCUCAGCCACCUCACCGAGGAUGAGAGGAAGAUCAUCCUCGGCGUCAUGGACCGACAGAAGAAGGAGGACGCGAAGGAGCAGUCGAUGUUAAAGAUCAAAGAAGAACCAAAGCCUCAGCCGGCACAGUGGUUUCCCUUUAGUGGGAUCACUGAGCUGGUAAAUAACGUCCUUCAGCCACAGCAAAAGUCCCAAAAUGACAAGGAGCCAAAGCCAGACGCGAAGUUGCACCAGCAGUUUGAAUCGUACAAGGACCAGGUGAAGAAGAUGGGGGAGGAGGCCAAGGAGACCCAGGAGCUGAAGAGCGAAGCCCCAACCUGCGGGAUAUGCCACAAAACCAAGUUUGCCGAUGGCUGUGGCCACCUCUGUUCAUAUUGCCAAACGAAAUUCUGUGCUCGGUGCGGAGGACGAGUGUCUCUGCGGUCAAAUAAGGAGGACAAAGUGGUUAUGUGGGUAUGCAACUUGUGCCGAAAACAACAAGAAAUCCUCACCAAAUCGGGGGCGUGGUUCUUUGAAGGCGGCCCGCAAGGGAAGAAGGCCAAACUGCAGGACCCGUCCCUGUACCCCCCCUACCAGGGAGCCUCAGGGGACCUGACACCAGCGUCAGACAGAAGCAGACCUCACGGCGGGCUCCUCCGCAGACAGACGUCCCUCGACAACGGGGCGGGGCCGAGGUACUCGGCGCCCGGCGACGCACCCAUAGACAGGAAACGAAGUCCAUCUGCAUCUAGGGAUCCAAACCAAAAAUACGACCAAAGGGAGGGGGGCGACCACUCGCAGUAUGCCCCGACGGACGGCGGCAUGCCCCGAUCACCGUCUGACUAUGGGGAUGGGGACCAUCGGCGGGCUCCGCGGGGCCCACAUAUGUACCCAGACGCGGAUGCGGCGCGGAUGGGCUACCGGGACCGGCGGGGCCCCGGACGCUGGCACUCACAGGAAUACCCGCUGGACCAGGAGCUAGAUGGACCGCCCAGCGAAUACGACCUGCAGCGGCAGCGCCAGGAGGAGUUCCAGACGCGCUAUCGCAGCGACCCCAACCUGGCACGCUACCCCGUGAAGCCGCAGCCCUACGAGGAGCAGAUGAGGAUGCACGCCGAGGUGGGCCGCGUGAGGCACGAGCGCCGCCACAGCGACGUCUCGCUGGCCUACACGGAGCAGGAUGACCCAGGCCCCGUCCGGCUGUCCCGACAGCAUCUCACCGAGCGCCGGCCGCCGAUGGCGGGACAGCGCUCCUACUCUGUGGACCGCUGCUCACCAGGGCCCAUGGGAGGCCAGAGGACCUCCAACCACAGCCCUCCGACACCACACCGGAGCCCCGUGCUGGGGGACCGAUCCGGGGACCUGCGGAGAGGCGACCUGGGGGAUCCCUCGAGGAGGCAGCAGCACCACUUAGACCCCAGUUCAGCCGUCCGCAAGACCAAGAGGGAGAAGAUGGAGAGCAUGUUGAGGAAUGACUCCCUCAGCUCGGACCAGUCCGAGUCGGUGCGCCCGCCGCCACCCAAGCCCCACAAAACCAAAAAGGGAGGAAAGAUGCGGCAGGUGUCGCUGAGCAGCUCGGAGGAGGAGCUGGCCACCACACCAGAGUACACCAGCUGUGAGGACGUGGAGAUAGAGAGUGAGUCAGUCAGUGAGAAAGGGGACAGUCAAAGGGGAAAAAGACAAACUAUUGAGCAGACAUUUAUGUCCCAGCCAACACACACCUUAUCUGAGAGGCAAAAGAAAAUGGUGCGCUUUGGGGGACACUCAUUUGAAGAGGACUUGGCAUGGUGUGAACCGCAGGUUAAAGACUCGGGAGUUGAUACGUGCAGUAGCACAACCCUAAACGAGGAGCAUAGCCAUAGUGAGAAGCACCCGGUGACGUGGCAGCCGUCCAAAGAUGGGGAUCGCCUCAUAGGGCGAAUUUUACUCAACAAGCGCAUGAAAGACGGAAGCGUGCCUCGAGACUCGGGAGCUCUGCUCGGUCUGAAGGUGGUGGGAGGCAAGAUGACAGAAUCUGGGAGACUUUGUGCUUUUAUCACUAAAGUGAGGAAAGGAAGUCUAGCAGACACUGUUGGACACCUCAGACCAGGUGACCAGGUGCUGGAGUGGAACGGGAAGCUUUUACAAGGAGCCACAUUUAAAGAAGUUUACAAUAUCAUUCUAGACUCUAAGCCUGAGCCGCAGGUGGAGCUGGUGGUCUCACGGCCAAUAGGAGAUAUUCCAAGGAUACCAGACAGCACACAUGCACAACUGGAAUCAAGUUCGAGUUCCUUUGAGUCUCAGAAGAUGGAUCGCCCGUCCAUCUCCAUCACGUCCCCCAUGAGUCCCAGCAUGCUGAGGGACGCCCCCCAGUACCUGUCAGGACAGCUCUCAAGCCAAAGCCUUAGUAGAAGAACAACGCCUUUUGCCCCUAGGGUCCAGGUCAAACUGUGGUAUGACAAAGUGGGCCAUCAGCUAAUUGUCACCAUCCUGGGCGCCAAAGACCUGCUAGCCAGGGAAGACGGUCGGCCCAGGAACCCUUACGUCAAAAUCUACUUCCUCCCUGAUAGAAGCGACAAAAGCAAGAGGAGAACAAAAACGGUAAAGAAAUCCUUAGAGCCCAAAUGGAACCAGACCUUUAUGUAUUCGCCGGUGCACCAGCGGGAGUUUCGGGAGCGCAUGCUGGAGAUCACAUUGUGGGACCAAGCCAGGGUGAGGGAGGAGGAGAGCGAAUUCCUGGGAGAGAUCCUCAUUGAGCUCGAGACGGCUCUCCUGGACGACGAGCCGCACUGGUACAAGCUGCAAACCCACGACGUGUCCUCCAUCCCACUCCCACGGGCCUCCCCGAACACACAGCGCCGGCAGCUCCACGGAGAGAGUCCAACGCGACGGCUCCAGAACAAAGGCUCAUAUUCAUACAACUCAGGAUCCCAAAGGAUAAGCGACAGUGAGAUCUCAGACUACGAUUGUGAAGACGGUGUUGGGGUAAUAACAGACUACCGGACGAAUGGCCGAGACUUCCAGAGCUCCACGCUGUCCGUCCCCGAGCAGGUGAUGUCGUCUAACCACUGUUCUCGGUCGGACGACAUUAACCGGGCGCGGUCGCGCUCUCCCAGCGUCCCCCCACCCUCCAGCAGAAGUCUGGACCCAGCCUUUGACCUUAGGCCUUCUCAGUACAGCUCCUCCACUAGAGUGGACAACCACAGUGUGUCCGAAGAUCACUACUCACCUGACAGGAACCACGGAGCCAUGGAUAGACACGAGUAUCACAGCAGGUCCCGCUCUGCAGACCAGCGGCCCACUAUAGAGCGGCCCACGUCCCGCUCGCGCUCCACUGAACGCCCCCACGACUCUUCGCUCAUGAGGUCCAUGCCGUCUCUGCCAUCUGGGAGGUCCGCCCCCCCCUCACCUGCCUUGACGAGGGCUCAUCCUCCUAGUGGAUCAGUCCAGACCAGUCCCACCAGUACCCCCAUGUCCAACAGACGAGGAAGGCAACUCCCAACGCUUCCAGCCACGGGGAAAGACAGAAAAGAUGGAGACGGAGGAUCACAGCCGAGUGAAGGUGUGGACAUGGAGGAGAGGACCCGGCAGAUGAAACUGAAGAUGAACAAGUCCAGACUGGAGCAGGACUACCACAAGCGUCCUGGCAGAGAUCCUCGGGGCUCAGAUAACCUGUCGGCCAAGUCGUCGGACAGUGAUGUGAGCGACGUGUCCGCUGUGUCGAGAACCAGUAGCGCCUCUCGCUUCAGCAGCACGAGCUACAUGUCUGUCCAAUCAGAGAGGCCGCAAGGGAACCGCAACAUCCGCCAGUUGCGAUCGCGGAGCCUGGAGUCUGGGGAGGGGGCCGAGCAGUUAGCAGGAGCGCUAGAGGAGGAGCCUGGCGUGGGAGGGGGAGGAGGGGUGGUGGAGGGGAGGAGGGCGAAUAAAGAGGGGAGAUCUCAGGGAGGCGGGGAGGUAGACACAGGCGAGGAGCAUCAGCCAGAUUUGGUGGAGACGCAAGAGGACUCGGGCCAGAGGAGUAUCUCAGAGAUUGACCUCAGUGACUUUGCAUCCAAAAUGAAAAACAGGCAGAUGGGCUCGUCGGGCGGCAUAAACAUGACCAAGAGCACAAGCAUCAGCGGCGACAUGUGCAACCUGGAGAAGACGGACGGCAGCCAGUCGGACACGGGGGUCGGCACGGUAGGCACCGGCGACAAGAAGAGGCGCUCCAGCAUCGGGGCCAAAAUGCAGGCCAUGGUCGGCAUGUCGCGCAAGAGCCGGAGCACCUCUCAGCUCAGCCAAACAGAAGCGGGAGGUAAGAAGUUACGCAGCACGAUCCAGAGGAGUACGGAGACGGGCCUGGCGGUGGAGAUGAGGAGCAGGAUGACUCGGCAGGCCAGCCGGGAGUCCACGGACGGCAGCAUGAACAGCUACAGCUCCGAGGGAAAUCUCAUCUUCCCUGGUGUCAGGCUCUCCUCAGACGCCCAGUUCAGUGACUUCCUGGAUGGUCUCGGCCCGGCUCAGCUGGUGGGACGGCAAACGUUGGCUACGCCACCUAUGGGAGACAUCCAGAUCGGUAUGGUGGACAAGAAAGGAGCACUGGAGGUGGAGAUCAUCAGAGCCCGUGGCCUUGUGGGAAAACCAGGUUCCAAGGCACUGCCAGCACCAUAUGUAAAGGUCUACCUUUUGGAAAACGGAGUCUGCAUAGCCAAAAAGAAAACAAAAGUAGCAAGAAAAACCUUGGAUCCUCUUUACCAGCAGCAACUGCCGUUUGAGGAGAGUCCAGGACGGAAGGUUUUACAGGUCAUUGUUUGGGGUGACUAUGGACGCAUGGACCAUAAAUCAUUCAUGGGAGCAGUUCAGAUACUGUUAGAUGAGCUGGACCUGUCCAACAUGGUGAUUGGCUGGUUUAAGCUCUUUCCUCCUUCCUCAUUGGUGGACCCUACUCUGGCGCCACUGACAAGAAGAGCUUCCCAUUCGUCACUGGACAGUUUCUCUCGGUCAUAGCAGCGUGCGGACUGAUAGCAUUGUUGUAGCAGCCAGUGUUGCGACGACAGGUCACGCCCCCCGGUUACACUGCAUGCUUGAUGUUGUGUCUUCUGAGCCUGUUUCUAGGGGUGCAAAACGUGAUCCUGUGUUUUGAGCAAAAAACGUUGCGCACAUUGUGCACGUGGAGAAGCGUGUCGCAAGCGCCUGGCGGCCGGGAUUGCCGGGUGUUGUUGUUGUUGUUAUUUGGAGGAAGCUGGAAUGAACUCCUUAGCACGAGGAAUCCGUCAGUUCCAGGUUUUCAUCCAAUUCGAAGCCAUGAGGGUCAUUACUGGGAACCGCUAAACGAGUUCUACAGAAGCCCUUUUCGAAUGAAAAAUAAAUGUUUUUCUUUCUUUUUUCUUUUCUUUUUAUUCUUUUCUUUUCUUUUUGUUGUUGUUAUAGAGUCAAUGUUCUUAUAUCUGAAGGGGUGACAGUGUUUCUCACCAGAUGCUUGGUCACGCCACGCCAACAGACCUAGCUGUGUAGAUGGAGCUUUGGAGACCAUCACUUUUGGUGAGGUGUGUCUCAGCUUGUAUCCACACCCCUCAGCCCCCCCCCUCCCCAGCCCCCACCCCAAAAUAAAUACCCCACAUUAUGUACUGUAUCAAACCGUACUGGUAAAUCACCAGAAAGACUUCAAAAUUAAUCAGAGCAAUAUUGAAGUGGCUACCAUCAACACUCCAGAAUAUGCAGUAACGAUCAAAAGCCCAUUAAAAGAUGUAAAAUCUACCAUUAUUCUUUCUCUGUUGAUAUAUUGUAUGAAAAUUAAAUGAGAAAAAAAAAUAUGUUUUUCCCUUUUAGUUCAUUUGCAUGGACACAAAUUUAGCUGCAUUUUUUAAAAAAUUAAGAAAAUUAUUUUCUUGAGGCUGCAACUUACAUAAAAGAUGAAAAAUAAAACAGAUCAGCCAUUUUCAACAAUUGAUAUUAUUUUUAAAGAUAAAUUUCACUAGUGCAUGGUUUUCAAGGGGAGUGAAUGCAACAUCGUGAGUAAAAAAAAGACAUUGUUUAUCAUUCUUUAGACCAUUCAUGAGUCUGUGAUUUACAGACAUGCAGAUAAGGGAAACUUAAAGGAAACUUUUGGAGCUAUUUAACAGAAAAAUGUUUGUGACAAAAAGUGAUAAUGAAAAUAAAUGUAAGUUAUUUAUUUCAUUGUAAAAGGCUCAUGCCUUAUCAAGAUAAACAUUAUGUGCAAAUUGUACAUGUUUCUCUUUUCUUCCUUGUCCCAGGGUACUUCUCAUUGUACGAUUCAUUGCUACCAUUGUUCAGUCCCCUGAUAUUGUCCAGAUUUUAGGACUGUUGGUUGUUUUACAGUUCUGUAUUGUUUCAGUAUGUAUUUUAUUUUGGGUUUGAUUUGUUUAACAAGCAUGUUGAAAAGGAUUUUCUGCAACAUGGCUUGGGCACACCUUACAGUAACUCAGCAUGUUUUGAUAAAGAUGAUAUUUGGAAUUUUUGCAGUUUCUUGUACAGUGCAUGUCAACUUCAUUACUUUUCUCCCUCACCUUAAAUUGAACUCUACGACAAAUUAGUUAUUGGUCUUCCGCGGCCAAUUAUUGAAGUUUUAACAAAAACAUUCCACCCCCAAGGUCAUAUUUUAUUUCAGGUUUUUGAGAAAAAAGUGACAAGGAAAAUAUUUUCUAUUUAAUGGAGGUUGACGAAACAGUUGUGAUUGCAAGUGUAUUUUAUUUCAGUAUUGUUGACGAACAUGCAAAAAUAAUCUGUAUUAGUACAGCAAGAGGUCUACACCUAAUCAAGAGGCAGCAAACAUGCGAGAGAUGUAUGUUGCUGUGGUUCAAUUUUACAGUCACUGUUUGUGAAGAUGAGCUAAUCACAAGUUCAAAUAACAAGGGAUAUUGCCACAGAAAAUGUUUUUUCUUGUUUUGAUGAAAAUGAAAUUAAUUUACUAUAUUUUUGUUAGUUUUAUUUAAAAGCCAAGACCAGUUUAUUUUUUAUUUUCUAUUUUUAGUAAUUAUAAAGAUACUUCUCUUGUCUGGGAAGUAUAUGAAUCUUAUAGUUGCAGUAUGUCUGAAUGAAAUUGAACUGAGGCAUUAUUCCUUUUCCAUAUGACGAUGAGACGUUUUUAAGUGUCCAAGAAAACCUUGUCACAAGCUAUCACAGGCUACAGCAUAUAUUUUAAUUUUCAUUGUACAUAACUUUAGAUGUCAGAAUUUGAAUAAACAAGCUACCAUGAACAGAUUGAUAGAGUCGCUUGGAACAGGAAGAAUGCCUCACGCGAUGACAAAGACAUAUGUUAUUUAUCCUUUUGAAUGCCUUUUCAUUUUCUCUUUUUGGUGCAAUGUGUUAAUGCCAAGGCUAUGUCUUGGUUAAGUAUGGUUGAGUACAGAGAUUUAUGUAAGUUAUUUUUCAAAUAAAAAAAUUGAUAUUACACUGAU
Molecule: messenger RNA, 7458 nt
Organism: Pseudoliparis swirei
Lineage: Eukaryota; Metazoa; Chordata; Actinopteri; Perciformes; Liparidae
Gene: rims2a
Product: regulating synaptic membrane exocytosis 2a
Exons: 33
Coding region: 5-5047 (1680 amino acids)
Biological process (GO): calcium ion-regulated exocytosis of neurotransmitter; regulation of synaptic plasticity; positive regulation of synaptic transmission
Cellular component (GO): presynaptic membrane; cytoskeleton of presynaptic active zone
Molecular function (GO): transmembrane transporter binding; small GTPase binding
Source: RefSeq, a predicted model, not a curated record